Messenger RNA from Jaculus jaculus (lesser Egyptian jerboa), 1765 nucleotides. It is a transcript of the gene Fn3krp, whose product is annotated as fructosamine 3 kinase related protein. Lineage: Eukaryota; Metazoa; Chordata; Mammalia; Rodentia; Dipodidae. The coding region runs from base 45 to 974 and encodes 309 amino acids. The transcript has 6 exons. The record is from RefSeq and is a predicted model, not a curated record.
GGCUUCCGCGGCCGGUCUGAGCGCUGUGCGGCCGCGGCGCCAACAUGGAGGAGCUGCUGAAGCGCGAGCUGGGCUGCGCCUGCGUGAAGGCCUCGGGUCACUCGGGAGGCGGGUGCAUUAGCCAGGGCCAGAGUUACGACACGGACACCGGAAGAGUGUUUGUGAAAGUGAACUCCAAAGCGGAGGCAAAAAGAAUGUUUGAAGGUGAGAUGGCAAGUUUAACUGCUAUUUUGAAGACAGACACAGUGAAAGUACCCAAGCCCAUCAAGGUUCUUGAUGCCCCAGGAGGUGGGAGUAUGCUCGUGAUGGAGCAUUUGGACAUGCGAUAUCUGAGCAGUCAUGCUGCAAAGCUUGGAACCCAGCUUGCAGAUCUACACCUUGAGAACAAGAAGCGAGGAGAGGUGCUCCUGAAGGAGGCAAGCACAGUGGGGAAAGGAGGUGGGCAGGAAGAGCAGCUCUUCGUGAACCAGUUUGGGUUUGAUGUGGUAACAUGCUGUGGAUACCUCCCUCAGGUAAAUGACUGGCAGAAGGAUUGGGUUACAUUCUAUGCCCAGCAACGCAUUCAGCCCCAGAUCGACAUGGUGGAGAAGAAGUCUGGGGACCGGGAAGCUCUUGAGCUCUGGUCUGCUUUGCAGUUGAAGAUCCCUGACUUUUUCCGUGACCUGGAAAUCAUUCCCUCUUUACUUCAUGGAGACCUCUGGGGAGGAAACGUUGCAGAAGAUUCCUUUGGGCCCAUCAUUUUCGAUCCAGCAUCCUUCUAUGGUCACUCAGAGUAUGAGCUGGCAAUAGCUGGCAUGUUUGGGGGCUUCAGUAGUUCCUUUUACUCUGCCUAUCACAGCAAAAUCCCCAAGGCUCCAGGAUUUGAGAAACGUCUGAAGUUGUACCAGCUCUUUCAUUACCUGAACCACUGGAAUCAUUUUGGGUCAGGGUACAGAGGUUCAUCCCUAAACAUCAUGAGGAACAUCACCCAAUGAGCUGUUUUCCCACCAGAAGGCAGAGUCUCUAAGAAGUGUGCUGAGGGUCUUGUUUCUCCACAGUCCUAUUCCUCAUGAAUUCUUCUUGUUGACCCCAUAGUUGGAUUGCGUGCAGUCACUCAGUGGCUUAUUUCCAAGCCUCCUGAAGUAUGGGUUGCCUCAGGAAAGGUUAUGAUGACCUCAGGUUUUACAUUUUGUUAGAUUUCCUGCCUGGAUAAGGCCAUACUGAUGAUGUAAACAUUUAGUAAUGCUUUGCUCCAAAGGUAAAGAACUGUGAGUGACUGUAUGGGAAGAAUGGAGGGUGCCCAUUGUGCAGGGAAGUGACUGGUAUGUCCACCUGCUGCCUCUCCACGUCAGCAAUAUCUCUGACCUGUUCAGUCAUACUUUGUCAUGCUAAGACUUGGAAUCUUACCAUCACAUGGAAUCAUCCUAAUAGAAGCCUUGAAUAAUGACCAAUUAUACAAUCAAAUACAUUCUCUUUUCUUUGUGCAGUAUCUCUGGAUCCUACUAAGGGCAGAGCAGGUCAAUAGAUUGGUUUUGGGACUGACCAAGUUGCCAGCCUUAAAGUUAAUUUGGUAAUUUUAGGAGCCUUCAACUACUGUAAUUCCAACUUUGUGCUGUUUUCCACAGCUUGCCAAGUUGUCGUUCCUUUGCAGCUUAUAAAAUGAGUAUUGGACUAAUAUUUUUUUCUGUCUUUCAGCAUUGUAAUAAUGAGAAAUUUUGUGAAUGGUAUUGAUGUUGAUAAAUCUUUUUACCUAAAAGUUUGAAUAAAUUUUCAGUAGUUUCAGUGA